AUGAAAGGUUCUAUGGUUGUUGCAACACUUAUUGUCAUUGUAGCAUUUGCAGUUGCGUUUACUAUUCCCGGAGGAUAUGACCAAGAAGACGGGUUUCCUAUCUUCAUUCAUGAACCCACCUUCUUAGUUUUUAUAAUAGCAGAUGCAAUUUCCUUAUUCUCUUCCUCAACUUCACUUCUAGUGUUCUUGUCUAUAAUCACAUCUAAUUAUGCUCAACGUGAUUUCCUAUACUCAUUACCCAGAAAACUAGUCAUAGGUUUAGUAACACUCUUCAUCUCUGUAGCAGCCAUGAUGCUUACCUUUGUUGCAAGUUUCUUUGUGUUAUACCGUAACGGGUUGAAAUGGGUACCAAUCAUUAUCGGUAUAUUAGCUGCCAUACCAGUCAUUGUAUUCGCAACACUUCAGUUUCCUGUUUGGUUGGACAUGUUCCGCUCGAUGUAUGAUUCUACGUAUAUCUUCCAUCCUAAGAGUAAUAUGCUUUACAAGAAAAACUCAAGGUUGUAA
Messenger RNA from Lactuca saligna, 504 nucleotides. Lineage: Eukaryota; Viridiplantae; Streptophyta; Magnoliopsida; Asterales; Asteraceae. The record is from the annotation of a GenBank genome assembly.